This is a messenger RNA of Rhododendron vialii, 2603 nucleotides long. RefSeq lists its product as uncharacterized. Bases 284 to 739 code for a protein of 151 amino acids. The record is from RefSeq and is a predicted model, not a curated record. The transcript has 3 exons. Lineage: Eukaryota; Viridiplantae; Streptophyta; Magnoliopsida; Ericales; Ericaceae.
UCUGGAGGUAGCUUAAGUGGUGGAGAAUAUUAAAACUAAGGUUGCUUUGUGAGCUAAAGCUGGUUUUGAUCUGAGAAAGUAUUCCAUUGAGGAUUUUAUAGGUAAUAUCAAUGGAAUAAGGAAACUUAAGAUGGCCAAAGUCUCUCUUUGUUGAACAUUGUCAGUUAUCUUCUUUUUUAGGACCUCUAGUUCAAGAGAUUGUACCAUAUACACUUAAAAGAUUGGAGAUACCUUCCUAGUGGGAUGGCAGAAUUCUUAUGGCAGUCAAUUAUGGUAUAGCAUAAUGCUGAAAUUUAAAUCUUGUGGCAGUGUAAAUGAUAUAAAUUCACUUGUGUUAGAAAUAACAUUACAGGUAAGAUUCAAGUUGGAUAAAGAAUGGGAGAGGGACCAGGUCUUUAAGCAAAUGGGUGGACUCUGGAGAGCUUCCAAGUCAAGAUUAGUGAGCGACGUAAAAAACGCUACAAAUGAGGAAGAAAGGUUGCAACUCCAGCCCGAUAACAUCAAAUUGGUCCAUGAUUGGAAGGAUUUUGUGAAGGAAAAGACUAGUCAAGAGUUUAAGAAAGAAAAAAGUGUGAAUCCCUCUUCCAUAACAAGAUUUGAAGUUUGGACUCGGGGACAUACAAAGAGACAUGGUACCCCUAUCAACUCAAAAGUUGCUGAAACAAUUAAUGAAUUUGAAAAGGUUCAACAGGAUACACCAAAUUCAUCUUCAACAAAUCUAAAAAAAGAUGCUCUUUGAAAAGUACUUGGUCCUGACAAGUGUGGUCAUCUGAGAUGUUUUGGAAAGGGAGUCACACUUUCAAAAUUAGCUAUAUUUUCGCAAGUUAAUAGUGCUACGACGCAACUUGAGAGUUAAAACUUGAGAGGCAAUAUAUUUUCCUCAUUCCUAGAAAUUAAACUUGAGAGUUUCAUUUUGGAAUGAUGGUCAACUGUGGGUUAGACUGAAAACUUGAGAAUCAAUGGUCCAUACUGAUUUUGUUGAAUACCAAAACUUGAGAGUUAUGGCCAGUUCUGCUUCUGUAAUAUACCCAAUUUUGCUUUGGUUCUGGACACUUGAAUAAUGUACGCAGUUGCUGCAUUUUGCUUAACACACUUGGAGCAUACUCAGUCCAGGUUAUGAAGCACAAAAAUCAGCACUUUGGUUCAACAAAAACAUGAAUUUUUUGUUCAAAUCUGGGUUUGAAAUCUGCAGUUUACAGUGCACUUUGGUUGACACAGUUGCUGCAUUUUGCUUGACACACUAGCUGCAUACUCAGUCCAUGUUAUGAAGCAUAAAAAGUAGCACUUUGGUUCAACAAAAUCAUUUAUUUUUGGUUCAAAUCUGGGCUUCAAAUCUGUAGUUUUUAGUGCACUAAAAGUGCACUUUGGCAAACACAGUAAUAUCUAAGCCACGAAAACAAAGGUAAAACACAGUUAAGCUACGAAUUUGGCAAACAGAACCAUGUUCAAAGAAUACUUCGCAUACAUCAUCUGAUAUGGUAGGGAGAAUCUGGUCUUCUCAAUCGGGGUGCUUCUAUUGAUUGCAAGUUUUGAUUCCUAAUUACCUUUCUUUCCCUUGUUCUUUCAAUGUCUUUCUCUACCAUAUAUUUUACUGGUUCUUGCUAGUUCAUUAAACACUACAACAAAUUAUACUUUUGAUAGCUUUGAGUUAUGAGUGGUUAAGUGGAGAUUCCUAUAAAUGCUCUACUAUUAUUAUACCUAGCUAUUAUCCCUUUUCUUUGUUUUGUCAUAAGUUCAUCCACUUUCCAUUUUUCUGCUAAACCUUAAUUGAUAAGAAAAUUCCUUGAUAAAUUGGUAGUUCAAAUGCAACUUAGAGGGUACUGGUGUAACGUGGAUCUGAACAAUGAUGAUAGUAAAUGACUAUAUCCCAAUAGGUUAAUGUGAACUGCUCUCACCCACUAUGUGUAUGUCGACACGCGCACAAAACUUUAACCCAUUUGGUUAAUGGGGAUGAUUAGUGAUACUGGUGUCAUUUAUCUUUUGCACGAGCCUUAUGCUCAUUGUCUGCCACCAUUGAUCAAUAAUGUAUGUGUUUGAAUAGCUAAGUGGCUCGGCUGGUAGUUAAAUGCGUGUGGUUGAAGUUCCAGCUUUUUACAUAGUUUUCUCACAUGAAUAGUUAUGUUCCACAAUCACGCACGGAUUGGUAUAUGUCGUUCGCCAAUUUGUCAUGGUAUGGCUGCUUCUGAGAUUGUUCUUGGUUCUUACUGACAAUUAUCCAUCAUAUUUUUCUUUUUCUAACUGCAAACGUUAUGUUGCUUUAAAGUUGUUUUUCUCGUUAAUAAUUUUUACUAUAUCUAUUGGGUUACUUUGAAUAAUUCUAUAUUUACAGGUAUGUGUUCGCCGUUGGGAGCAAAAGGGUAUAAACUUGGCAAAAAAGUAAGCUUCAAAUAAAGAACAUCUCCGUGGGCGAAGAAUUGGGGUACUUGAAUGAGACAGCUGCCUAGUUUAGGAUUAUAUUUUCUGGAAAGAGAGAUUAUAUUAGUGUUUUUUUUAUGAGUGUAAUUAGCCUGACUCUCAAAUGUAGUUUGUGCUGGAAAAUUAUUCUUCAAGCUAUUGUAAUGAAUCUUCGGUUGAAUUUUUUAUCUUACAUUGAAAUUGUAUCG